Penicillium vulpinum is the source of this 405-nucleotide messenger RNA. RefSeq names its product YjgH family protein. The record is from RefSeq and is a predicted model, not a curated record. Lineage: Eukaryota; Fungi; Ascomycota; Eurotiomycetes; Eurotiales; Aspergillaceae. The transcript has a single exon. Bases 1 to 405 code for a protein of 134 amino acids.
AUGGCUUCCGAAGGAGCAAAGCGCUGCUUUGCCACAUCAUCCCCAUAUGAAGAAAAGAUUGGUUACUAUCGGGCCGUUCGCCAUGGCAAUCAAAUAUUCGUUUCUGGAACUACGGCUGUUGAUCCCUGCUCUCCCGCCAAUGCGCCGCGAAUACUUCACCCAGAAGAUGCCAAACAACACACAUGUGUUGCUCUAGAAGGGUGUAUUCAAGCUAUCAGAGGACUUGGUGGCAAGGGCCCGGAGGAUAUAGUUCGUGUGAAGAUGUUCGUCAGUCGCCACGAGGACUGUGAAGCUGUGGGGCUAGGAUUUAGUGAGAUAUUAGGCAAGCACAAUCGUGGAGAACAGGGUAUGAUAGGAGCUGCUGCAACAAUGAUCGUGGUUAAUGGCGGCUUUGUACAUACAUAA